Molecule: messenger RNA, 2652 nt
Organism: Entamoeba histolytica HM-1:IMSS
Lineage: Eukaryota; Evosea; Mastigamoebida; Endamoebidae
Exons: 1
Coding region: 1-2652 (883 amino acids)
Source: RefSeq, a predicted model, not a curated record
AUGUUCUUUUUUAAUUAUUGUUAUGGAAUAAACAACCAAUGUAGUUCAGCUACAAAUGUUGAUUUAACAAAUAGUGAACAAUUUAUGGUAACAGAAGAUACAACUCAUGCUACUGAUUCACUUUAUAAAGUAGGAAGAAAGAUGUAUAAAACUAAAGGGAAAUGGUAUCGUGUUCAUACAGCUGGACUAGGUAAUAAUAUAGAAGUAGAUACAUGUUUAUCUGGAAUAACAAAUUAUGAUUCAAAAAUUGCAGUUUUUGGACAAUGUGUUAAUGGUAUGGCAGGCCAAUUAUUAUCAACAAACGAUGAUAGUGUACAAGGAUGUGGAUCUGCUGCAAGACUCAUUUUUAAUGACAAACGUAAAACUAGUUUUUAUGUAUUUAUUACUGGUGCAACAGAGAAUGAUGUUGGUGUAUUUGGGCUUAGAAUUAUUAAAAAUCCAUCAUUCAGUAAUAAACAAUGUUCUCAUGCUGCUGAUAUUACUGAAUACCCUUCAUUCAGAGAAGGAACAACAACUGGAUUAGCACCAAAUUUCCAUGAAUUAUCUGGAUUAUUUUAUGUUCUUAAAGGAACAGGAGAUAAAAUUCAUAUUGGAACAUGCCACCGAGCUACUACGGCUGAUACUGUUAUAAAUGUAUUUGAUAAUUGUGACUCAAUGAAUCCAAUUCCUACAAAAAUGACUGCAUGUGAAGAUGGUAAUAUGGGAUCUAAAAUUCAUAUUGACACUGUACCAGGUAAAAUCUAUUAUAUUCAUGUAGCUUCUUCACCAAAUAAGAGGGGAAUGUUUAUAGUAACAUUUGAUAUUGAAAGUUCAUUUGGACCACAAACAUGUGACAAAGCAUUUGCUAUUACCACUUUACCAUUUGCACAUACUACCAAAUUAACAGGAACAACUCAAAGUAUGUCAUGUGGAAGUUCAGUAGAAAAAGUUGGUUCAUGGUAUUCUAUUGUAGGAGAUGGAUAUGAUUAUUUAAUGUAUACAUGUAAUAGUAUGAAUGGACCACAAGAUGGAACAAUGAUAGAAAUAUUUGAAAGUUGUACAUCUAAUAGUAAAUGUGAAAUGAAUAAUAAUGGAUGUGGAUUACAUGGUAAAAUUAGUAAAAAAUUAGAAUUAGGAAAGAAUUAUUUCAUUAAAGUAAGUUGUUCUAACCCACAUAAUCAAUGUAGAGUUACAUUAAAUGUUGAUAAAAUUAAUCCACAAGGAACAGUCAAUAGUUGUAUUUUUUCUAAACUCGUUAGUAUUACAAGUAAAGAUGAUUCAUUUACUGAUGCAUUUGAUUUACAUACUUCAAGAACAUCACAAACUCAUUGUGGUGGUGAUUCUCAAAAGAAAGGUAUUUGGUAUAAAGUUGUAAAUGACUAUAAAUAUGCUUUUCCUUUAUUUAUUCAAGCAAAUGUACUUUUAGCAUCUUCUACUAAACACACAGCUGAGAUUCAAAUGUAUAGAACAUGCUCUUUAGAAUGUGAAGAAAGACAAUAUUCAGUUCAUCAUGUUUUACUUAAACCUAAAGAGACUAUAAUGUUCUUUGUUACAACAACAGAAGAAGAAGGUCAAGUAUCAGUAUUUAUGAGAAGAGAUUAUCAUAUUAAUCAUGACACUUGUAAAACAGCUUUAGAAUUUAAUGCUCCAUUUACCUUAGUUGAAUAUAAACCAAAUACUGGAAAAACUACUACACCAAUAUGUGCUAAAGAUGUUGUUGGAAGACACACAGGUAUUUAUUAUUAUUUCCAAAGUCCUGUAACAGAUACAAUGAUUGUAGAAACUUGUGGUCUUGAAACUCAAUUUGACACGUAUGUCGAAGUGUUCCAAGGAUGUGGUAAUGAUGCUAGCUGUGUAUUAUCUAAUGAUGAUUCUCCAGAAUGUGGUAGUUCUGCUUCAUAUGUAAAAUUUGAAGCACAACAAGGAGCAGAAUAUUAUAUUUAUGUUUCUGAGUCUAGUAAGGCAGUAGAUACAGAAGGUACAUUUAGACUUAAUGUUUAUACACUCAAUCCACCAUCUCAUUCAACUUGUCAAAAAGCAGAAUUAUUAACUCCUGGAUUAACCCAAUACGCACUUACUAAAUAUGCUUAUGAGUCUGUUAGUAAUUGUAAACCAAAUGUAAAACAUGAUAUGCAAUCCUUGUUAUAUGGAGUUAUUGGAAAUAAACAAAAAUCCUCUAAUCAUUUAAGAGGAGUUUGGUAUACUUACUCUGCAUCAGUUAAAGGAAAGUUACAUAUUAAUACUUGUAAUGCUGCUACUUCAGUAAGAACAAGAAUGGGUGUUUAUAAAAGUUGUAGUGCUGUUAAUGGUAUUAAUAUUCCUGACCAAUGCAUAGUAGAACAUACAGUCUCUUAUCAGUCAUGUUCAACAAGAGGAACUUAUGUUAGUGUUGACUUAAAUCCAGGUGAAACUGUUUACAUUUUUGUUGGUGGUGAAACUGAAAAAGAUGUUGGAUUUGUUGCUGUGGAUUCAGAAUUCCAAACAGAAGCACCUAACUAUGUUCCAAUUACAUAUACUCCAAGGGUUGGACCAAAAAGAUUAAAAGAAAGAAGAACAUUAUGGUAUGUAUGGGCUCUUUGGUGGUUUAUUUAUGCAGUUGUUUGUGUUGCUACUUUUACAGUAUUAAAACUUUUUAUUAAGACGGAUGAUUUAUUGAGAUAUCAUGAACUUUAA